Rhinolophus ferrumequinum (greater horseshoe bat) is the source of this 2170-nucleotide messenger RNA. RefSeq names its product BBSome interacting protein 1 (gene BBIP1). The record is from RefSeq and is a predicted model, not a curated record. The transcript is spliced from 3 exons. Gene Ontology annotation, cellular component: BBSome. NCBI's taxonomy places the organism in Eukaryota, Metazoa, Chordata, Mammalia, Chiroptera, Rhinolophidae. Gene Ontology annotation, biological process: cilium assembly; receptor localization to non-motile cilium. Bases 235 to 447 code for a protein of 70 amino acids.
GCUGGCUAGGCGGGCCACAGAGUGAGCCUCCAGUAGGGUAGAGUGACAACUCAGUCGAAAGUUGACGCUGAAGCUAAGGCAGCCAUAACUGAUAAUGGCAACGGGAGUUUUUCUGGUUUCCAGUCUCCAGUGUGACGUAGUUUUCCCUUCGCUCAAUCUCUCCGUUGCCCUGGGCAACAGUUGAGCCGUCUGGGAAGAGAAGCAUCUGCAAAAACUGUAUCCAACAAUUCAGACAUGGCAGAAAUGAAGUCCGUAUUCCGGGAAGUUCUUCCAAAACAAGGACAGUUGUCUGUGGAAGAUAUAACCACAAUGGUGCUGUGUAAACCCAAACUUUUACCCUUAAAAUCUCUGACUCUGGAAAAACUGGAGAAAAUGCAGCAAGCUGCACAGGAUACGAUUCGCCAACAAGAAAUGGCAGAAAAGGAACAGCAACAAAUAACUCACUGAGUGAUAACUUAGCAUUUCUUCAUAACACCCUACCUUCCUAUUAAUAGCUAAUAAAUAAUAUAUUAAUGUCUGUGUGCUGAAAGUAGUAUGUAUUAAUAAAACUGAUAGUAUUCAUAUAAACAAUAUAAAAAUACCCAAGACUAAUGAAACUUGUAUUGUGAAUUUAAACACUCUGGUUUGUACUGAAGUAAUUAAAAAACUUUGAACGCCAAUUUUAUGGGGUUUUUUUACCCAAGUUUUUAGAACUACAAAUUAAAUUACUGUUCACCAUUCCUAUUACUAUCAGUUUUACACAUAACAUCCUUAGGCACAAGAGACUAAAUGCAACUUUUAUAUUCAGAGAAUCUUUACAUGUUUACUAAAAACUGAAUUUGAAGAUACAUUCUAAUCUUGCAUUAAGUGUUCAUGCUGGGCUUUUACAUUACCUAAUUGUAAAACUUUCUUAUGAAUUUUGUGUGUCGUGUCAUGUUUAAGGCUAUCUUGCCUGACCAACUGAUCUUACCAGUAAUGACAAAACUGUAUUUUUUAAAAUAAAUUCCAUUUUUAAGAAACCCUCACCUGAGCUUUUAAUUAUACUGAUUUUAGGGACUUAACAAAUUACUGGCUACCUUUAUUAUCUAGGUAUCAAACACAAUUAAAACCCUAAAAAUAGCAAGUAAUACAGACUCCAAAGAGCCCAUGAGGUAAAUAUGAACGAUUUGUGGUUUUAAAUCUAUAAUAGGUAUAUUCCUAAGAAUACCUUUGUAAAUUCUGAAUAUAAUUCUUGAUUGGUUUGCUGCAGUCAAAUAAAUAACAGAUCAUUUAAAUUAGCAUAGACCUUGGGCCUUGCUGAGAAAUUAAGGAUCUGUAAAAGAGGUUAAAAAUGUGAUCAUUCUUUAGAUAAUUGUUAUUUACUGGCAGCUACUAUUCAGACACUGAAUAAAUAUAAAACUUUUGAGUCUUUGAAGAAUAAUUUUUUAUAACGCAAACAUUCAGUAAUAGAACUUAAGAAUAAUGAAAGGUAAUGUGUUUUUUAGAAAUUUCAUUAAGCUAUAAAAAUCAAAAAAUAAGGAAGUGUGCAUGCAUUUCCCAAGUAUAAUACUAAAAGAUAUUAUUUACUAUUGUACUUGGGAUUUAAAAGUUUGUAAGAAACAGUUUAAAUUCACUAGGUUCAAAUAUGCUCCCUUAUGUGAUUUAAAAUUUACUGUGUGAAAUAAGUUUUUAAAAAAACUAAAAUAAAUGUACUCCCAAUAAAGAAUCAACACUGCUUCACACGUUUUAUUUUGUCAUACAUUCUUCUAGAACCAGGUUCAUUUUUCCAGUUUUGUAGAAAAAUAGAUGUUCCAGCCACCAUUUACCUAACUGUCUAGUCUUUAAGACCAAUCAGUAUGUUCCCUGGAAAGAUGAAUAAGUCUCAUGACUGACUCAUUUUCUUAAAAUUCUUCAAGACAAAGAAAUAACUUUUUUUUUACUCCCAAAGCACAGUAUUUCAACAACAGCAGCCAACAUGGGGUUUUAGCAGCUUAACUUUACCCCCUAAAUAAAGCUUUGUAUCAACCAGUGAUUUUACUACAAAAACACUGUCCUUGAAAGAAAGGAGUGGCAGUCAGACAUCAAUGCAAAACUUGGAAUGAUUAGGUCAUAAACAUGGCACUUACAAAAGGUAGCUUAUGAGAAUAUUCCACUUAAGAAGUGGUUACUUUUCUGUUUUAUGUCCCUCCUUUAUACCCUCAAAAAAAAAAAA